Bactrocera oleae (olive fruit fly) is the source of this 1472-nucleotide messenger RNA. RefSeq names its product Enhancer of split malpha, Bearded family member (gene E(spl)malpha-BFM). Gene Ontology annotation, biological process: sensory organ development; Notch signaling pathway. The record is from RefSeq and is a predicted model, not a curated record. NCBI's taxonomy places the organism in Eukaryota, Metazoa, Arthropoda, Insecta, Diptera, Tephritidae.
AAUUCGUACGUUCAACGUGCCACACGCAUUAAGCAAUUAGAAAAGUAUCGAACGGCGCAUAGAAUUUGAAGAACAUUUUACGAAAAUGUGCCAACAACAGCAACAAUUAGCAGCGGCUCAAAAUAAGGCCAACAACAAAGCAAAUGUCGAAAUGCAAGACAACAACAAGUCGAGCUAUAGCAUUAAGCGUGUCUUGCAGACACUCUUCCGCAACAAACAACAACAAAAGCAACAGAAAUUUCAAUACCGCCACUGCCACCAACGACAGCGCUUGCAAACACAACAACAACAGCAGCAAUAUCCAUAUCAGCCACAACAACGGGUAUGGAACUCAUUGGAAUCUUUGGAAUCUCUAGAGAAUCUGCGCAAUGCGCAAAUGGAAGAACAACCUUACUACGAAGAGAUCGAAGACAAUUCAGCCAAUGAGAAGCUAGCCGAACUCGUACAAGAAGAGAUGGAUGCACAAGCGGAGCAUGACAUCUAUGUGCCCGUACGUUUUGCACGCACCGAAGCGGGCACCUUUUUCUGGACCACCAAUCUGCAGCCGGUGUUGAGCAGUUUCACACCUGUAGCCGCCGAUGAGGACCUGCUGCAGCCCAGCUAUUGCUACAGCAAUGAACAAUAUCCGCAUAUGCAGUAUCCCCAACAUAACGGUGAUCGUUGGGCACAAGCUUGAGCUGAAGUGUCUCUCUUAUAGACGCUUAACAACUGUGGUGUUUGCGUGGAAUUACUGUGACCCGAGCUUUAGAUAUUUGUGAUACUCGUUUGUAGCGGCUGAAGUACUUUAAUUAACUCGUAUUCACUACAUAUAGUUAUUUAAUCAACGCGCUUCCAAUAUAGUGUUUAAGUUUUGUAAAAAAAUCUCAAGUGGUGCUCAGCCAAGUUUAGAGAAUUUGUAUGCUUAAUUUUUGUAUUAUUAUUAUUGAUAUUAUUUUUAAAUUUAAUUUCCUAGUUACUAAGUAAGAUUUUUGUGAUAACGAAAGGCUUUAUUUUACUUUAUAAUUUUUUGUAACCAACAAAUGAGAAUUACUUGUAAACAAACAUUUUCAAAUAGAUAAUUCGUUUUUGAUAAACGCUAAGAAAACAUGAAGUAAUCGAUUUGUUUUUUUCAGCUUGAUUUGUGGCACUUGAUUGUUGUGCGGUGUCUGUCCUGUGUUAUCGGGAAUUUUCUUGUCUUGUUCGAUUGCCUUGAUUUGUUGAUUAUAUCUAUAUUACCUAUUCUGAAGUAUUUUGCUUACAAUAUUUUGCGAUAGUACUUUGCUCUGCAUUGCAACUUUGAAUUAGGAUCUUAAAUCGAAAAUGUAAUACUUUUUUAUACCACAAGCAGAAAAAACUUAUUAUGUAUGCAGCUCGGAUCAGAUUUUCGUCUUUUCGAACAUACAUAAAACCAAUAUUCGAAUCAGCUGUUUACUAAUGUAACAAAUCUUGUGAAUGAAUAAAUUUGGAAGCAAUUCUAAUAAAGUUUACAAUGA